Malania oleifera is the source of this 1738-nucleotide messenger RNA. RefSeq lists its product as uncharacterized. Gene Ontology annotation, cellular component: cytoplasm. Gene Ontology annotation, biological process: positive regulation of cytoplasmic translation. Gene Ontology annotation, molecular function: mRNA binding; translation regulator activity; zinc ion binding. Bases 328 to 1500 code for a protein of 390 amino acids. Lineage: Eukaryota; Viridiplantae; Streptophyta; Magnoliopsida; Santalales; Ximeniaceae. The transcript has 8 exons. The record is from RefSeq and is a predicted model, not a curated record.
AUGAUCGCGAGCUAUUCUCACUAAACCGAAUCUGUAAAUCGAAGACGGGUAACUAACCCCUUUAAAUGAAUCUGUUACUAAGCUUGACUUGGCAGCCAAAGUGCCAUCGAGUUAGCUGUUGGGAUGAAGAUCAGUAGGUUGGGAGUUUCACCCUUUAAAGUUUAAACGGCUGCACCGAAGAGAUUUGUUUCGUUUCUGGCCACAGAAGAAGAAUAUGAGAUGAAAUUAUCAUGCUUCGUCCUCUUCUUUCUUUCCUUUCUCUAUGAUUUCUGAAGCUGGGUGACUGAUUGUUGCAAAUCGGAUCAUUUCUACACGCUGUCGUGCGAAAUGCCAUCGAUUUGUGCCUCUCAUUGGGUUUUGAUGCCUUGGGUGCGUAGAAAUGUGCGGUUCUUGUCUUUUCCCCAUUCGAACAGAAGAACUUCGUUUAUUCCUUUUGGGAUUUCGUCCUCCUUGAACGACGAUUCAGUUUCAGUGCCCAAACAAAGCCAGCUGAGUUAUGAUGCUUCGGAGGAGCUCUUUGGGCUUGAGGAUUUACAGCCAAGGAAUGUUAUUUCUGGUGCAACCAAACCAAGGUCAUGGUUUGGUCCAAAUGGUCAGUAUAUCAGAGAGUUGCCUUGUCCAAGCUGCAGGGGAAGGGGUUAUACUCUCUGUACAGAAUGUGGAAUAGAAAAACCUAGAUUGGAUUGUUCACAAUGUAAUGGAAAGGGUUUGAGAACUUGCCAUCAGUGCUCAGGGGAUUGUGUAAUUUGGGAAGAGUCAAUUGAUGAGCAACCUUGGGAGAGAGCCCGCUCAAUUUCUCCACUCAAAAUGAAAGAAGAUGAUGAAGUUGACAAGUUAGACAUAAAGCUAGAUGUGAGGAAAAAAUCGAAGCGUGUAUAUCAAUCACCACCCCCUGAAGUUGGGUUAAAGAUCAGCAGAUCAUUAAAAAGCCUCAAUGCCACAACUGGGUUAUUUAGUAAGAGAAUGAAGAUUAUCCACCGUGAUCCUAUCCUUCACGCGCAAAGGGUGGCUGCAAUUAAGAAAACCAAAGGAACUGCUGCAGCAAGAAAGCGUGCUUCUGAAGCUAUGAAAGCUUUCUUUCGUGAUCCAGAUAAUCGUCACAAGAGAAGCAUUGCAAUGAAAGGAGUUAAAUUUUACUGCAAAAACUGUGGACAUGAAGGUCACCGAAGAUACUACUGCCCAGAACUUAAAUUGAAAGACAAGCGAUUCAGAUGUAGUGUAUGUGGGGGAAAGGGCCAUAACAGAAGAACCUGUCGGAAGUCAAGAGAUACCGACGGCAAAGUUUCAAAGCAUCAUCGCUGCAGGAUUUGUGGAGAAAGUGGGCAUAAUAGCAGGACAUGCUCUCAAGCCACUAGUUUUAAGGUGCAGAAUACUAAAGCAAAGAAGGGCCUUUUGGCAUCUGGAGGUAGGGAAUACGCAUGCAGGCUGUGCCAAGAGAAAGGGCAUAAUAGUAGGACAUGCCCUAGUAGAAGUAAAGAUCCCAUUGCAAAGCAUUCUUAAAUUUGAAGAUUGAACUGGUAAUGAGGAGCUGUCAAGUUUCUCUGGAAAAGACAUUAAACCCUUGCCCUGUUAACUUGUGCAUCCUGUAAACAGUUUAUGCCGCUCAGUUGUGGUUUUCCAAUUCUGUGUGAGUGGGCAUUUUUCUUGUCGACAAACACAAGCACAUGCUGGCUUGAUACAAAGUCCAUGCACCUUUGAAUUACAUUGCGAACAAUCUAAUCAGAGUUUUUCUGUUCAA